Molecule: messenger RNA, 432 nt
Organism: Malania oleifera
Lineage: Eukaryota; Viridiplantae; Streptophyta; Magnoliopsida; Santalales; Ximeniaceae
Product: heavy metal-associated isoprenylated plant protein 19-like
Exons: 3
Coding region: 1-432 (143 amino acids)
Molecular function (GO): metal ion binding
Source: RefSeq, a predicted model, not a curated record
AUGGGAAAAGAGAAGAAAAAUAAUGAAGAAAAAGAAAUAGUUGCAGAAUUCCAAGUCUCAAUGCAUUGCAAUGCAUGCGAAAGAACUGUCGCUAAAGCCAUUUCCAAAUUCAAAGGGGUGGAGACGUUCAUGACGGACAUGAGAAGACACAGGGUGGUGGUGACGGGGAGGAUCAAUCCAGAGAAGGUGCUGAAGAAGCUGAGGAAGAAGACGGGGAAGAGGGUGGUGAUGGUGGUGACCGAUGAGAAAGGGGAUGAUCAGAGAGACGAGGAGAUUAUGAUGAACGCAGGAGGAGAUUUGGGAUGGAUGGGUGGUGGAGAUCCGAAUAGGACGGGUAUGGAUUCAACGCUGGUGUUUGAUGAUUAUUGGAGAGAAAAUGUUCUACUCACUAUGUUCAGUGACGAAAACCCUACUGCUUGUUCCAUUAUGUAG